Lobosporangium transversale is the source of this 3494-nucleotide messenger RNA. RefSeq lists its product as hypothetical. The record is from RefSeq and is a predicted model, not a curated record. Gene Ontology annotation, biological process: cytoskeleton organization. NCBI's taxonomy places the organism in Eukaryota, Fungi, Mortierellomycota, Mortierellomycetes, Mortierellales, Mortierellaceae. Gene Ontology annotation, cellular component: cytosol. Bases 101 to 3412 code for a protein of 1103 amino acids. The transcript has 8 exons.
CUUUUCUCUCUCUCUCUCUCUCUCUCUCUCUCUCUCUCUCUUUGUACAGGAACAAAGCACAAUCAAUUCACACUAUUCCCUUGUCAAUUCUUUAACGAACAUGGCAGACAAUCCAGCGCAAGAUUCAAUCACUAUGGCUCAGCUGAAGCAGUUCGUGAGCACACUGCCCUCAAAGCAGAAGCUUGAACCAGUGCAUUUUCACUACGCGGACAUGGACACACCUUCGGCUGAGAUUGACGAGUUUUAUGGCUACACAGAAAUUCAACAGUUUCUUGAAAAUCAAGAAAACUUUCUGAAAAAUUACGAUGGAGUCUGGCAAAAGAGCUCUGUGUCUGAAAGAGAGGCCUACGCAGAAUAUUUGCUGGAUUUUUUGGAUCAAAAAGAUGAUGCUAGUCGACUUUCCGUUGCUCAACAGCUGAUCUACAUCUCUCAAGGGGCCUAUUCUGGCGUGGCAAAUGAAGAUGACCACAGGGACUGGAUCAUCAAAAACAACCAAAUGUUACGGAAGCUCGGCGCAUUUCAAAUCUACUACGACGCACUCAGGAUUGCAUGCUCCAAAUUGGCGAACGAUCCAGGGAUUGUUGUUGAAAUUGAAGCAUUGGUUACACUACUUUACAUGCUUGUGGUGUCGCAUGAGGAAGAUUCAGAGUUUAUGGGCGAAUUAGCAACUACAAAUCCCUCCAUAACCGUGUUCUUAUACGACCAGAUAUGUGUCCGCCCUGCAAAAGAUCAAUAUUACCCACUAAAAAAGAUGCUUCUGCUUCUUUGGAAAGUUCUACGAACUACCCUUGGAGGAACUGAUGAUUUCCCAAUGCUAAAGAGCGCUGCUCGCAGGAUGAUGGGCUACCCACCUAUACUUGCUAGCAGUAUAAUAGCUCAAAAGUCUGAUCCACUCGAUUAUCUGGAGUACCAGUCCGAAAUGAGCCAAAAGUACCCAGCCUAUAUACCCACAACUACUUCUCGCUGCGGUAGCUGCCCUUCACUCCCCAUUUCGACAAUUGCUAAUGUUUUGCAGGCAAAAACAUUGACUGGCGUCGCAGGAGGAGGCGCCAAUAUCACUAGCUCUCAAACUACAAAGACUGGAGGAUUAGGAACAGGAUCUACAGGGAAAUCAGGGAAAGGAAUAGGGAACGGUCCUGGUGGAGCAAAUGGAACGCAACCCUUUAUAUUUCCAUCUUCGUCCAUGAGAAGCUCGACUCCGAAAUCAAUUAUAGAAGCAGAGGAGCUAUUCAAAAGAAACAUGUACAUUUCCACUGCAACCUUGCAGAUAUAUCACGAAAAGAAAUUAAUGACAGAUAGACGAUAUAGAUCUGCGAACGAUGCAGAAGACCAGGAUUCAGGGAGAGCGCUAGAGUACAGACAACCAGCUUCCGUUCGAAACAAGCCCAGGCGAAGAAGCUUGAUGCGCAAAUCGAAUGGAAACGGUAACCAGGGCGAUGAUGAAGCUGAAGAUGCUAGUAAUGAGGAAGAGGAGGCAUCAGAUGAUGAUGGCUAUCCAAAGCCGAGUAUCAAGUUGGAUGACGCGGGCAAUAACAUCCAGCCUGUGAGCGACAAAGAGAGGGAACGUAUCGAGCGCAUCGAGCACAUCUACAGAGAAAUUGUACCAAGGAUGGCUCAGAUCCAGGUUACAUUGUUAAAGACGCUACUGGUAUGCAUCAAAAUAAGUGGGGCAUCCUCGGGCAGGGAAGCAUCGUCUGCUGCAGAGACAGAGGGCAAGGAGCCUACUGAUUCAUUCACCAGAGUCAACGACAUUCGCGAACACGAAAUCAUGGCCAAAGCUGUCUCAAGCAUUCUCCUUCUUCAGCUUCAACAUUUCAAGAUUUAUCAUGUUUUGGCUUUUAAUUAUGUUUGUCAACUUUUGGUUGAUUCGAAUUGUUUGCUUUUAUUGCUCAAGAUUUUCGGAAACGCCGAAAAUCCAGGAAAUAUUCAUACAAAAAAUGAGCUUGAAGAGUACAACUUUUUCAAGUAUUGCUCCAUCCUUCGGGAGACUACUUCAUCAUCGGUGUCAAACCCCGAGCAGGCUCGAACGGCGAUACUUAUGGCAGCGGUUUCCGACAUUGGGGACCCUUUACCAGUUAACUAUGUUUGUAGACGUAACAUGUUUGCAAUCAUCAACUUGCUACGCGUGUUACAAAAAUUGACCAAGAACAAGACGCAUCGGAUCUUGCUCUUGGUCCAGUACAAAUCCUCGGCCAUUCUGAAGCGUUUGUUGAAAAUCAAUCAUCCAGAUCUUCAGAAAUACGUAUACAAAGCACUGAAGAGCCAAGUGCCAUUCUUAGGUCGUAAAUGGCGGUCAUCUCAUAUGAAAGUCAUUACAGGAAUUUACAUCUACUGUCGUUCGAAUCUAAGGGACGAUUGGAUUUCGGGCGCGGAUGUGGAAAAGGAUUUGGAGGAUGCGCUUCCUGCGGAACAGCAGCUGCGGAAUAUGAUUCGGCAUUACCACGACCGCUUGCAUCCAAAUGCAUUGGUACCUGACCCAGGAGCACAGGCAAAGAACGGCAAGAAUAACAACGGAAGCAGUCAGUAUUCCGGACCCAAGUAUGACUGGCAGGAGAUUUACGAGGCACAUGCGUCUAUCCCAGAUGCAGGAGCUAUUGACCACUGUACCAGCAAUGGGUCGAGAUCAGAUGGCGAGGAUAGCGUCAAGAGUGGACAUAGCAGCCGAAGUAAUAGCACCAGCGCGUCUUCGUUAGGUUCAGAGCGGAAACGAGAUCUGACCAUGAGUGACAUUGAGCUGGAUGCUGGAUUUGAAGAAAAUUAUGAAGAAUGGCUCGAGGCAGAAGUCUUUGGCAAGAAGAAUACGCCAAGUUUGUUGGAACCACCCAACUUCAAGUAUAGCGAUUAUUAUGAUGAUAAAACUGAUAUUCCGUUCCUCAGCAAACCUGGAGAUGGAUCAGGCUGGGAUACCCCUGCAGUAAUGCCUUCGGAUGACGAGGAUUUUUAUGGAAGUGCUUUCAGCUUUAGGAAAUGGGAGGAUGAAGAGCUCUUCAAGCAAAUCGACUGGACACCCAACUUGUACGGGAUGGAUGCCUCAACAGAGCAGCAGUAUUAUCUGGAUCAUGUCUCAGAUUUCUCUCAGAGCGAAAUCUAUUACAACUAUGAUUAUAAAUAUGGUUAUGAGGACGGUGGAGUGGAUGCAGACACUGGCGUUGACAUUGCAACAAGUCAAGGAACAGAGGGCUCGGGUGGCAGCAAUAGUGUUGGUAGAAAUAGUGUGGGUAGAAAAGGACUAGGGAUGCGACGCCGCUCACAGUCGUUGCGAGUUCGAAAGUCAGAGGUUGGUGAUACAGAAUGGAUUGAUGAUGAUGCCCAAGAGGAGGUUAUGCAUGCCUAUGGCCCAUCACCUGCGACUCACAUGUUAGAUCAGCCUGAUCCUGACUUUACUGAUGCGUAUGAUCCAUACGAGCCAUGAUACUCCACCCCUCGCCAAUUGAUUAAGAUAAAAAUAACAAUAAAAAAACACUAGCCAUCGGAUAAGAACAUAGGAUCAAGGU